This is a messenger RNA of Phaedon cochleariae (mustard beetle), 867 nucleotides long. NCBI's taxonomy places the organism in Eukaryota, Metazoa, Arthropoda, Insecta, Coleoptera, Chrysomelidae. The record is from the annotation of a GenBank genome assembly.
AUGUUCAGUUUGUACUUCUUUCUGAGUGUGCUAGUGUCGGCCAAGGGGCAAAUUCCCAGUCUGGGGUUUUGCCCCGAGUACUUCCCCAUGGCAGAUUUCGACAUGAGCAGGUUCCUGGGGAAGUGGUACGAAGCUGAGAGGUACUUUCAAUUUUCCGAACUAGCGUCCAGAUGUGUUGUCACGGAUUAUGCCAGAGGACCCAGUGGCAAAAUCUACGUCUCAAAUGAAGUCACGAAUAGAUUAACCGGCAUAAAGCGAGUGAUUGACGGAACAAUUGAACAAACCGGCAAAAUUGGCGAAGGACAAUUGAACGUCAAAUAUUCUACAACCCCGCUAUCUACAGAAUCUACAUUAAUUGUUUUGGAGACAGACUACGAUUCAUUCGCUGUUGUUUGGAGUUGUAGCGGUUUUGGACCCUUACACGCAGAAAGUGUUUGGCUGAUGACGCGAGAUAGAAUACCACCAGGUCCAGUUCUCCAACAAGCUUACGGGGUUCUGGACAAAUUCCGGAUCAGCAGGAAUUUCUUCAUCAAAACCGACCAAGCAGGUUGUGCUAUAGCCGCAUCUGACAUUAACGCAGCCAAUGGUAUAGCUUCCAUUUCGACUGUAGCCGAAACCACUGGAUCAGAGCAACGUAAGCGCCCUCUGAUGGAGAACCAUCGAGACAAAGUUGUCGAAAAAGAUGCUAGUCAGAUUUUGGUGGGGAAGAGUGGAACCAUGCAGAAGGUCCAGGAGAAAAAUGUGAUUGAGAAAAAAUUGGGUGGUGGAACUGAAGUUGAUAAACCUUCAGAUGUUUACGAAACAGGAGAACUUCAGGAGAAUGUCGAAGAAGAGGCAAUAAUAAAGAAAUUGACUUCUCCGAAUUAG